Messenger RNA from Anopheles arabiensis, 2195 nucleotides. RefSeq lists its product as uncharacterized. Lineage: Eukaryota; Metazoa; Arthropoda; Insecta; Diptera; Culicidae. The transcript has 3 exons. The record is from RefSeq and is a predicted model, not a curated record. The coding region runs from base 941 to 1831 and encodes 296 amino acids.
AAUCCUGGCAAAAAAGGGGGAGGGGGCUAUUUUAACGAAGGGUCGUGCCGAACCCCAUUCGGGUUUUGCUUCGGCUUCGGGUUUGCUUCGGCUUCGGGACCCGACGGAUCGGUUGAAUAAUUUCGCCAACUCAGCUUCAAAGCCAGCUUCAAUCUCAGCGGAUCUAUGAGUGCUGGUGACCGGUGGGCGGUGAUCGGUCUUCUGCAUGAUGCAAGAGAUCGAUACACGAACUGGGGCUCUCUCCUACGGACCGCGAUAAGGGUCAGACGUGCGUGCUACGCUUAUUUAAUUGUUAAAAAGUGAAUUUCAUGUGUGGCGUUUAAAAUAAAGAGAAUAAGUUUUAAACAAUACAACAAAUACUAUUUAAUGAAAAUGGUAUCAAGCUACCGACUAAUUUCCUCCGAUUUCGUAAUAUGAAACUAUAGAAUUUCAAGCCUGUGGCGGUUUUGCGCAUUAUUUGCGCACUACGUGGUAGUUAGGAAAAUAAUUUAUAAUUUACAAUAUUUAGCCAAUGGGUAAAUGUUUUUUUUACAUUAUUAUCGAUAAUGUAACAUAAUAAAACCACUUUUCAAAAAAAAGAAAGAUCUAAUACAUUUCAUAUCUUAAAGUGUGCAACUAAUACAUUUAAUAACAAAGUGUGCGGUAGAUCGAUUAACAGAAACAAAAAAACAGAUUAUUCUUAGGCUGGAAAUAAACGUACCGAGAUCGUCGCGGUACCGCGAAAAUCGCGUAUGACUUGAGCUGUCAAUUCUGUUAUAAAAUCUGACAGAUAGGCGAGAAAAUCGCGGUUCGUGUAUUGAACCAUCCGAGCUCCGGAUGACAAUUGAAUGUGGCUUGUGGUUGACUGUUCAUCAAACCCGCAAUUAUUGUAUACGUUCCGAUAGUAAGGAAUUAUACCAUUGAUUAAACUUAGAAUAAACACAUUUGAAAACCUUCUGAAAUGAGCCGUCAACAAAAAAUUACUGCUUUGCGAUUAGCUAAUGCAUGGUCCAAUUUUAUAAGAUUGUAUAUGGUUUCGCUCCGUCGUCCUCUACCUCUUAGAGAAUGGGCGCGCCCCAUGCUUCUUGAAAGAAAUAACCAAGCAAGUCGAUUAGUCGAAACUAUUCUAGAAGAAGAGUUGGACAAAACAAUAAUUAACUUUAUGAGGAUGUCCAGUAACGACUUCAACUUUUUACUAGAGCAAAUCGGACCAGCAAUUCAAAAGAUGGAUACAAAUAUGCGCCCGAGUGUAUCAGCCAAAGAUAAACUCAUAGUUACUUUACGAUAUUUGGCCACUGGAGAUCAGUACAAAUCUCUUGAAUAUCAUUUUCGGAUUUCAGCUCAAACAAUCGGUAAAUUCAUUCCCGAGGUGUGUGAUUGUCUUAUCGAAUUUCUUGGGGAUUAUGUGAAGCUACCCUCAACAUCAGACGAAUGGAUGGACAUUGUUCGAGGUUUUGAAGACAAAUGGAACUUUCCUCAUACGCUCGGGGCAAUUGAUGGCAAACAUGUCAUGAUAAAAUCUCCCCCACAUAGUGGAUCGGACUAUUUUAAUUAUAAAAAGUUUUUUAGUAUCGUACUGUUAGGAGUGGUUGACUCCAACUGCAAUUUUAUAUAUGCAGACAUUGGGUCCAAAGGCAGAAUUUCAGAUGGCGGAGUUUUCAGAAAUUCAUUACUAUACAAAAAACUAGAACGCAACGAAUUAGAUAUUCCAAAUCCUACUCCUUUACAUGAAUCAUCCCGCAUCCAUGUCCCCUAUAUGUUUUUAGGGGAUAAAGCAUUCCCAUUGACACAUUACUGCCUUAGGCCAUUCAGUGGAUUUACGGAAAGAGGAUCUGUUGAGCGAAUUUUUUAACCAGCGACACUCUAUCGCCAGGCGUCCCGUGGAAAUGGCAUACGGGAUUCAUAGUGCGAGAUUUCGAGUUUUAAGGAAGCCACUCGAAUUAAAUGAGGAAAAUUCAAAAAAAGUGGUAUUGGCUACAAUAUACUUGCACAACUUUUUACGUAGGACUGAGCAUGCAAGAAGACAAGAUAUAAGACAAUUUAUGUCAAAUGAAGUUGAAAAUAAUGUAAAUAUGCGUAGUAUGGAUGCAAACAGAUCUCGACCAAGCAUAGAUAUGAUGCAAAUCCGAAUGCAUAUUGCAAAUUUUCUGAAACAUAAUUGAAUUAUCCACUACAACAAUAUUGAAUUUAAUUUUAUAUCCACUGUUCAAAAAUAA